GCCAUCCCCUGCCCGCGGCGGGAAGGCUCCGGACCGCCCCACAGCCCCUUCUGUGCCCCGGCACAAAGGCAGGGGGUGGUUAAUUUGCUUGUAGGCUGAGGAUAAGGGAGAGAGAAAUGUUUAUUUCUGCUUUUUUGGGGGGCGUGAUGGGCACCGAUCCUCCCCCCCACCCCUCUGCCUGAGGUAUCUGAAGCUGUUGAAUCACCUGGAGUAGUGACAGGAGGGGGGAAUCCAGCUGAAAACGAGGUGGGCCAGCAACAUAUUUAAGAUGUCAAUGGACAUCACUUUCCUUGGCACAGGCUCAGCCUAUCCCUCUCCAAGCAGAGGAGCCUCGGCGCUGGUGCUCCGCAGGGAAGGGGAGUGCUGGCUCUUUGACUGUGGAGAGGGAACCCAGACCCAGCUCACGAGGAGCCACCUCAGAGCAGGCAGAAUUACCAAGAUUUUCAUAACACAUCUGCACGGUGACCACUUUUUUGGCCUCCCUGGCCUGCUGUGUACCCUCAGCCUCCAAAGCAACCCUGACCCAACCAAACCACCAAAAAUUGAGAUUUAUGGCCCCUUGGGACUGGGGAAUUUCAUCUGGAGGAGCAUGGAGCUCUCCCACUCCCAACUCCUCUUUCCCUACUGCGUUCACGAGCUGGUACCUACACGAGACCAAUGCCCUGCUGAGGAAUUUAAAGAGUUUUCUGACUUGGAAAGAGAUGAGGGAUCUCCCCAAGGAGCACAAAGGAGAAUUCUCCACCUGGAUCCAGCAGAGAACUCUUACCUGCUGGUUGAGGAUGAGCAGCUGGUUGUGAAAGGUUUCCGCCUGUUUCACAGAAUUCCUUCCUUUGGCUUUGUGGUGGAAGAGAAGCCCAGGCCUGGUAAACUCAAUGUACAGAAACUGAAAGACCUUGGACUUCAACCAGGUCCUUUAUAUGGGAAGCUGAAAAAUGGAACUGCAGUUGUUCUAGAAAAUGGAGUCACAGUUUCUCCUUCAGAUGUCUUGGAAGACCCAAUACCUGGGAGAAAAAUCUGCAUUUUGGGGGAUUGUUCAGGGGUGGUUGGAGAUGCAGCUCUAAAGCUUUGCUGGAGAGCAGAUGUCCUGAUACAUGAAGCCACCUUGGAUGAUUCCCAAGAGGAGAAGGCCAGAGAACAUGGACACAGCACUCCCAGAAUGGCCUCAGGUUUUGCAAGGUUGUGUGAAGUGAAGCAACUGGUUCUGACUCAUUUCUGCCAAAGGUACAAACCAGCUGCACAGAGAGGGGAGGGGGAUCUGGACAUCACCCAGCUGAAGAGACAGGCAGAGGCAGUGUUGGGUGCUCAAGAGGUUGUGCUGGCUGAGGAUUUCAUGACCAUGGAGAUCCCCAUGAAGAAAGAAAAGCAGCAGCCUUAGCAAGUGCUUGUGUGAAGACAGAAAAAGGAGGAGGGUGUUGGAGAGCAGGGAAAAAUAAUGGUGGGGUUUUGGGGAUCCACUCAGUUCUCCUCUUUGGCAGGCAGGGAAUUGUUGCAAACCAGAGAGAGUAGCAGGUACAGUCAGCAAAGCAAGAAGAAAGGAUACUCAGACCUCUGAAAGUUGGAAUCAAUUCUUCAGUGGUGGUUUCGGACACCCAACCUCCCCAGAAGCCAACCAGCUGGCCCAGGGGUUUUUCCUCUGCUUCCUGGAUUCCCACUGCAAUCCAUUCCUGGAUUCCUAGAGCAGAGCACUGGAUCUUCUGCCUUAAUGCAGCCCUCAGGAAGGUUUGUGGGGCAAAUCUUGGGUUGUGCACCAGGUUCUGAGGUACCUUGCCAGAUGCAAGCUUUUGAAAAACAUCUAUUUCCAGCUUAUACACAGGGUUUUCUAACUGUUAUCUGAUUGCUAUGUAAGAGGACCAUUACACUGCAACUAAUAAAGUUAUUUCUAGCUC
Calypte anna (Anna's hummingbird) is the source of this 1886-nucleotide messenger RNA. RefSeq names its product elaC ribonuclease Z 1 (gene ELAC1). The record is from RefSeq and is a predicted model, not a curated record. Bases 269 to 1375 code for a protein of 368 amino acids. Gene Ontology annotation, molecular function: 3'-tRNA processing endoribonuclease activity. Lineage: Eukaryota; Metazoa; Chordata; Aves; Apodiformes; Trochilidae. The transcript is spliced from 5 exons. Gene Ontology annotation, cellular component: nucleus.